UAACCGACCUCGACGCAGGCGAAGCCGCGGGCGAAAAGCUAGUGUUUCUAUAAGGUAAUGCUCAAAUAUCUAGAUGUAUGAAGACAUAAUUUUCAGUUGAUAAUUAUUUUCUACGUUGCAUGCAUGCAUGCUUGGUGUUUUGUAUGUUCCAGCCACUGCAUGUCUAUGCAGUUGCGCAGAGCAUGCGCGAGCGAUCCCAUGAUUCUGGCUUAACUAGUACCGGUCCGGGGUGAUUUUAGUCAGUAGGAGACUGACAUAAACGUGUUUGACCAGUGAUCUUAAAAAAAUACGUGCAGUAAAAUUCUUUACUUAACGUGACAUCAGGUGACGAUGUGUGAAAGUUGUGGAAUAUUGUCCAAUGUUAUCAAAAAUCAAUCCACAAAUAAGUAUAUAUAUUCCUAGUGACACAAGGAGGUGGAGGUACAUGUGACAAUUUAAGGUUAUGCUGUCAAGUAGUCUAGCAGUAGACAAGCAGUAGACAGUGCUGCAAGCAAAACUAACCUGAAUUAUAAAUAAAUACUGCAUGAAAAGAGUAAACUAUUUUGACCCCACGUUUCCGUGAAUGUUUUGUAAGAUUAACAUUGUCGUGUAACAUUUAGGAUGUUGUUCUUGUCAAAAUUAUUUGUGAAGUAUCAGUAAUGUCUGCAACCGAUCUGUGAAUCACAAAGAUAUUAUGAAAUUGAGACCAAAGAAAACGAGUGCUUUUGAUAAAUGAUUGUUGCUAACUGUGGGCCUAACUGAAGAAAAUAUCUCCAGGUUAAAAGUGUAAUGAGAUACCAACGAUUAUGGCUCAGAUGGCUCCUGCUGUUGCUGGUGGUACCCUGCCUGGCGCUACGCAUGCGAGAACCCCCACCCCCUAUUCCUGUGUCACGGGUAACUCCUGAUGAGCGCUGGCUGCGAGUCAAGUUGAACCAGUUUGUGGCAUCUGAUACUAGGACCUUUCUCAUGCGCUUCUAUUACAACGACGAAUUCGCGGAAGAGAACGCAGUGAUAACUAUUGGAGGGGAAUGGGAGAUCUCCUCAGGCUGGGCUAUGGGCGGCCUGGCCUACGACAUAGCCAAACAACUCCGAGCUGGAAUGUUCUACACCGAGCACAGAUACUACGGCAAGACCAGGCCUUUCGAUAACACAAGACUGUCAAGUCUGCAAUACCUGUCGGUGCACCAGGCGCUCGCGGACCUGGCGCAGUUCAUCCACUACAUCAAGAGUGACGCUUUCGAAGGUGGACAAUACAAGUCCGGUAGAGUGGUGGUGGUGGGAUGUUCGUACGCCGGCAGCAUGGCGACGUGGAUGCGUCAGACGUAUCCCCACUUAGUGGACGCCGCGUUUUCGGACAGCGGGCCCGUGCUCGCGCAGGAGGCUUACCCUGAAUACAUGACUAUAGUCAUCAAAGCUAUCAGGGAGCGAGGUGGUGAAGCCUGUCUCGACAGCAUCAGCGAGGGAAUGAAACAGUUGGUGAAGAUGCUGGCGACUAUAGCCAAGGCCAAGGAGCUCUCGAAGAUGUUCAAUACCUGCACGCCUGUCCAGUCCAGUCCACCCCAGGAUAUGACAGCCUUCCUUGAGAAGAUUGAAGAUUCCUUUAAUGAACUUGUUCAGAAGUCCAAAAACAUACCUGCCGCCUGCGCUGUCCUCACCAAUGCUAGCGUGUCCAGCCCUGUCCGGCGCUUGGCCAACUACAUCACCUCGUGGUCGUCAAAGCCCUGCGUAGACAUCAGAUACACAGGAAGGGCACCCGACUACAUGAACACCAGUUAUGACUCAGAAAAUUACGCAGCCCGAUUGUGGAUGUACCAGACUUGCGUUGAGUUCGGUUGGUAUCCGAUCAGCACCAGCGCGCACGAACCCUACUUUCCCCGCGUCCCUCUGGAGUACUACCUGCAGCACUGCAAAGACUACUUCUCCGAGGACUUUAAUGAGGAGCAGCUUCGCCGCGGCGUGCAGCAGACGAACAUAAUGUUCGGGGGGCUGAAGCACAGACCGGACCACUUGAUUUCGGUCUCCGGCACUCACGACCCCUGGUCUGCGCUGGCUCCGAACUCCUCGCACGCACGAAGAAACUCACCUGUCUACGUCAUCCCUGGGGUAGCACACUGUAAAGCUAUACGCGGCCCUGAAAAUGGCGAUAGUCGAGAAUUGAGAAACGCACGUCGAGUAGUCGUGAACUUCAUGCAUAACAAUAUUCACAGGCCGAUACCGCUGAGCGACGCGACAUACAUACAAGUAACUCCGGUUCUACUCGGACUGGCCCUUGUUGUUCUGUACUAAGAUUGAAAUAUAAAUCAAAUUAGAAAA
This is a messenger RNA of Trichoplusia ni (cabbage looper), 2292 nucleotides long. RefSeq names its product putative serine protease K12H4.7. NCBI's taxonomy places the organism in Eukaryota, Metazoa, Arthropoda, Insecta, Lepidoptera, Noctuidae. The transcript has 11 exons. Bases 769 to 2265 code for a protein of 498 amino acids. Gene Ontology annotation, molecular function: dipeptidyl-peptidase activity; serine-type exopeptidase activity. The record is from RefSeq and is a predicted model, not a curated record. Gene Ontology annotation, biological process: proteolysis.